AUGCUCUCCUCAAACGUCACUGCCAAUGCAAUUCACACGGACCGAAUUAGAAAGCGGCACCGUGCAGAAGAUCAAUCGAUUGCCUUCGGGAAUUAUAUGAAGAUCGACUUAGCAUACGAGGAGGAAGCAGGGUUCGAGCCGAUCUCAUCUCAGACGAAGGCGCCCCUAGUAGCAUCCGAGGCGUCCAUCAGUGGAAGUAAAGGCCUGGAAAUGGACCCAAUUAGGAAUACCAGCGAUCCUGUGACGGUCAAGACGGGUGCGGUCAAACCACUCUUCCUCACACCGCACGAUGCGGAAGAGGGCAACUCGGAUUCCGUCCACGGCGUAUCCCCGGAUCUCUCGGAAGGGGGGUCCGUCGGGGAUCAGCGGGACUCCCUUGGCGUCUUAACCCCCCCCAUGCCCUUUGCGCGAGCUCCGCCCUCGUUCCGCGAGGCCCCUUUCCCGCGCACCCGCGGGGCCAUCACAACCCUGCGCAGCAUCGCCCAGUUGGCCGAGCUCCUCCACAGCCCCCCCCUGUCCCCUGCACGCUAUACCAAAGUGAACGGCCACGCCCUCGUCCCCUCCUCCCCCUUCCCUUCCCCUGUUGGGAACCGGAAAGGGGGGGUCCGAGAGGAGGGGUCCGGGGACCCCCCUCUGCGACUGUGUAACGGGGAAAGUGUCCUGGUGGUCCUGCACAACGGCAGGACAAGCCUCGCCGAGCUCGUCAACGAGCACACCGCGCGGCUCGCGCACAUCCGUAUCUUCACCCUCGACCUCACUCAGCUCCCGCCGCGGGAAUACAAGUCCGCGGCGGACGAGGACAAGGAAAGGAACAAAACUAACGAAAAGGAUCACAACGGCCGCGAAGUCAAAAACGACGACAACGACGAGGAGGAGGCACUGUUGAUUGCGCGUCCAUCAGCCCCCACCCCGCGCAGGGCGGCCCCCCCUCGUGAAUGGCCGCCAACCGCCGCGGACGAGCACGCGAGCCAGCCUCUUUCAGGGCAGCUUCUGCAGGCCAGCGAGCACCUCGCGCAGCGCCUCGGGGGGCUGCUGCGAGUCGACGCUGUUCUGAACCUUCCACUAGCUGACUCCGCGGGGGAGGGCUGUCGGGAACCUUUUUUAUUCCCCGCAAUGGUACUCUGGCGAGCCGGGGGAGGGGAUCACGCGGAAUACCCGCCAACCCCCCCUGAGGGACAUUCCACGCGGCCGACCCCUGCCUCCCGCGAGGAUUUCGCCAUGGCGAUGGCCGCGCGAGGGGGGCCGGUGGUGGUGAAGCCCAUCCAUGCCGUGAGCGCGGUUCACUCCAUCGCGCUCUACACACCCGUCUACACGAUGCCGCACCUCUUUCGCACGGUUAUGGCGAGCGUGAGGGCGUCUUGGGCGCGCGAUACCUCGUCGAAAUCGCAAACUUUGCUUUACUUCGGAGCGAGUUGGUGCCCGCCGUGUAUGCGCAUAGUAGGUGCGAUGCCACAGAUUAUUACCGAAGACAUGCCCGAAAGCAUGCAUGUUUUUCUCAAGGCGGAUAUGGAUUUGGCUACACCCAUUUAUGAAUUCUUUGGCGUUCAGACGAUUCCGACUUUUAUUGUCUUAGAUAAUAAAAUAAUGUUAGACCAUCACGUGGAGGCUACCGCCAAUAGUGGGGCCGAACCAAUGGACAGCACCCAAAUUGAAGUCAUAGUGCAAAAGGCGUUCACUAAGGCUGAACUUGGACGUAUUCAAAAUUCACAACGAUCACUAGUGAAAUUAUUUUUGGAGAAGCACUGCACCACUUUGAGUUUUGUUGAAGAUUUUUAA
Phytomonas sp. Hart1 is the source of this 1776-nucleotide messenger RNA. The record is from the annotation of a GenBank genome assembly. Lineage: Eukaryota; Euglenozoa; Kinetoplastea; Trypanosomatida; Trypanosomatidae.